Molecule: messenger RNA, 1140 nt
Organism: Magnusiomyces paraingens
Lineage: Eukaryota; Fungi; Ascomycota; Dipodascomycetes; Dipodascales; Dipodascaceae
Exons: 1
Coding region: 1-1140 (379 amino acids)
Source: RefSeq, a predicted model, not a curated record
AUGGGCGUUUCUUUAACUAAUAAUUUCAUGUCGCUCACAAUGAGCCGACUAGUCCAUGAUGCUCUUCUUGCUCGAUUUAUUAUUCGCCCAGUGCCACGCUCUGUAUCACAAACUAUCGCCAUAUACUCUUACUUUGCCAACUUGACUUCCCAAGAAAACCUCAUCCAAUACCGCCAUGCUCGCGACAUCAACUCUGGAAGCAGAUUGAAUCACUUUCGGUUGCUAAUCAAUGAUCCCCUACCACCAGUUGAUCCUGAAACUUGGUCUUUUUUAUUAAAUGAACCUGUUUCAACUCCAGAAGAAAAUUCACAGGUUUUAACUAAUGUUUCUCUUGACAACUCGCUGCUAAACGAUAAAUCUUUGGCAUCUAUGAAGCAACCCGCCUUUAGCAACUCUAAUCCAAGUACUACUGAUGUGAUAAAUUAUAAAAACAGUGACCAUUCAGAAAGGAUAGGCAUUUGGAGAAAACACCGAUUGGCUGUCAAGCAGGUAAGCUUCCCGGCCCGUUUGGAUUUGCUUGCUGCUAAACUACGCUCGUUGAUUGACAACAACGAGCAACUACACAAAGAUAUUACGCUCGAUACCAUAAAGUCUAUUUGGGCCGAAAUACCUGCAUAUUCACCUCUUUCACCUAGUGAGCUUAAAGCUUACCAAGAAUCUUAUGCCUCUUCCAAAACUGAAAACAAGGAUUCUUCUUCAGAUGAAAACAUAAAACCAAUCAUCCAUCUGACUGCCCAAAAUGAUGGAACUCUUCUUCCAAAAUCUGUGGAAAGUGAUAUCAUUGGCACAACACAAAUUGUACUUGACAAUGAAACAAACACUGUUGUUCCCUUAGAAGAAGUUCUUUUCGAUCGUUUUACCGCUAAUAAUGGUAAACUCAUUCAAGAUUACAACUCAACUAAUACACACCAUCAAUUCUACGAUGCACAAAAGUAUACUCAUUUCAACCUGACACUAUCGAUGUUGACGCGUGAACCAAAAGCUAUCACCUAUGCUUCCAACAUGUCGUUGCUUAACAAGAUUACACGCAAAAAGAAGCGUGCUCGCACGUCUGGUAAACUUAUUGGAGAAGCCAGUUUGGUUAGUCUCCGAGAUGAUGCCCUUGCUGGAUUUACUGGCACUCUUGGUUUUGAAAUAUAA